AUGCCGCCCGUCGCGGUCAUCGAGAACCCGGCCGGCGUCACGGUGACCGAAUCCACCGGCGAGGACGACCGCAAAUCCUCCCUUCGCGUCGACUUUCUCGUCAUCGGCAGCGGCAUCUCCGGCCUCUCCUACGCGCUGGAGGCUGCGGAGUUUGGCAAAGUCGCGGUGGUGACCAAGGAUGUGGCGUACGAGGGGAGCACGCACUACGCCCAGGGCGGCAUCUCGGCGGUGAUCGAUCCGAACGACACCGCGGAGGAGCACGCGAGGGACACGCAGAUCGCGGGCGAUUUCCUCUGCGACCAGGCGGCGGUUGACGUGGUGUGCGCCGAGGGGAAAGAUGCGGUGGACAAGCUCGUCGCGUUUGGAUGCGAGUUUACGCGGAGGGCGUGCGGUUCGUUGCACCUGGCGAGGGAGGGCGGGCACUCCAAGCACCGCAUCGUGCACGCGGCGGACAUGACCGGCAAGGAGAUCGAGCGCGCGCUGCUCGAGAGCGCCAGGGCUCACCCGAACGUCACCUUUUACGAGCACCACGCGGCGCGCGACUUGCUCGUCUCGGAGAAGGAUCCAAACGGCGCUAGCCGGCGGUGCAUCGGCGCCGAGGUUAUCCGCAGGAGCGACGGCGCCGUGGUGACGUUCUUGGCGUGUUGCACCCUCCUCGCGUCCGGCGGCGCAGGUCAGCUCUUCCCCAGCACCACGAACCCGAGCGUGAGCACCGGGGACGGCGUCGCGAUGGCGGUGCGCGCGCGCGCGGACGUCGCCAACAUGGAAUUUUACCAGUUCCACCCGACGUCGCUGUACACCGGCCCCGGGAGCGUCGCGGCGAAGAAAAAGCCAAACGAGAACGCGUUUCUCAUCACAGAGGCCGUGCGAGGCCACGGCGGCAGGCUGUUUAACCACGCGGGCGAGAGGUUCAUGUCGCGGUACGACGAUCGCCUCGAGCUCGCUCCGCGCGACGUGGUGGCGAGGGCCAUCGACUGCGAGAUCAAGUCCGCGGCGGAGGCUGGGAUCGAGGCGAGGUGCGUGUACCUGGACGUCAGCCACCUGCCGGCGGACGAUAUCCUCGAGCACUUCCCGGGCAUCGCCGCCGAGCUGAAGGAACGCGGGCUGGACAUGACCUCGGACAGGAUCCCGGUUGUGCCGGCGGCGCACUACCUGUGCGGCGGCGUUCGCACCGACCUCGACGGCCAAACCUCCCUCGACGGCCUGUUCGCGUGCGGCGAGACGGCGUGCACGGGCCUCCACGGCGCCAACAGGCUCGCGUCCAACUCCUUGCUCGAGGCUGUGGUUUUCGCCAACCGCGCGUUUCGAGCCUCGGCGGACCGGCUCGCGAAUGACGCCGCGGAUUUGGAACCCCUCUUUGCCGCCGCGGAGGAAGCCGCCGCGGUUGAGGAGAUUCGCAGGAUGGCGGUCAAAGGGAGUUCGAAAGGGAGCGUACUCGAGUACGACGCCCAUCCCGAGUGGGCCGGUGUGAUGCGCGAGGAGGUUCAGCGCGUCAUGUGGUCCGCCGCCGGCAUCGUGAGGGACUCGGACACCAUCGCGCGAGCGGAGGAGGAACUCGAGAGGCUGCUCGCGCGGUGCGACGCGGAGAUGAGAACCAGGGGCGAGUGUCUCUCCUCGCACGAGCUCAGGAACCUCAUCACCGUCGGGUUGACCGUGGUCAAGUGCGCGGGCAUGCGGAAGGAGUCCAGGGGCUUGCACUACAACGUCAACUACCCCGAACGGGUCGAGUCGGAGCGCCGGCCCACCGUGCUCGCCGGCGUCGACAUAGACAAAGGGGAAAUCGGCGCGGCCGGUGACCCCGCGGCGGGCGAGGACAAGAAGGUCUCGUUCACUCCUCGCUAAACGCCGAGGAAUACCCCGGACUCCGGUCCGGCGGUGGCUGUGUACUGAUAAUUGGAAUUGGGGGGGCAAGCGGUUGGGACCGCGUUGCUGGUUGAUGUGUUGCAUACUCGCGGGUGUCCUUGUUGAAAUACAACAUUGCGAUGCCCCG
Messenger RNA from Micromonas commoda, 1990 nucleotides. RefSeq lists its product with no specific name. Bases 1 to 1842 code for a protein of 613 amino acids. NCBI's taxonomy places the organism in Eukaryota, Viridiplantae, Chlorophyta, Mamiellophyceae, Mamiellales, Mamiellaceae. Gene Ontology annotation, molecular function: L-aspartate oxidase activity. The record is from RefSeq and is a predicted model, not a curated record. Gene Ontology annotation, biological process: NAD+ biosynthetic process. The transcript has a single exon.